Molecule: messenger RNA, 1008 nt
Organism: Vitrella brassicaformis
Lineage: Eukaryota; Vitrellaceae
Source: the annotation of a GenBank genome assembly
GGCGGGUCAACGGAUGGUUCCGGAUCCACCGUUUUGGCUGCCCAGUAGUCUGGCUGAUAUGUGGCGUGACCUCAAGUCGCUGGAGCUCAAUCGAGAGUUCAUUGCCUUCCUCGAGGACUCGGGCUACCCGCCGAUGGCCAAGCAUGUGCGCGACUGGCUGCUGUUCAUGAUCAUUGUAAGGAGCCAACACACGCACACAUGAUGAAUGGAGAGAUCUGGCGCAACUGGUCUGCAGAAGAGCCGGGAGGGGGACGGCGAUGUGAAGACGAUGUUGCCUGACCAUCUGCUGGUGGUGUGGAACGCUGGCAAGAUCCACACCGGCUACUACUACGAGGCCCUUCCUCGCGCACUCGGCAUAAGCCGCUUCAUCCCGCAGUAAGGACGCUAUACUGAGAGCAGCUUCAUCUCUUCGACGUUUGGAUGCAUGGAUCAUUCAGUUCUCGUUGGGCGGAGGAGCGUCUGCCAGAUGAGGAGAAGAUGGCACGUCGGGAGGCGGCCCUGACCGCAUUCAAGUCCACCUACGGCCGCGACUAUGUUCCGUAAGCUCCUCCUCUCUCUCUCGAUGGCGAAUGUGUGGUUUGUACAGGAGUGAGGGUGCCGCUGAGGUGUUCGUCACGCAGCGUUCCUGGAGUCCAUCGAGCCCCGCAAGGCAUCGAGCAAGGGCACCACCAGGUCACACGCACAGCAGACACCGAUGUACGGAUGGAUGAAUGGAUGGAUGCAUGGAUUGCACUGUGCUGCGUGCAGCUACAUCCUGCGGGAUCGGGUGCCAUUCACUUGGAUCAACGUCAAGACACUGUCUGGUGAGCGUGUGUUGGUGCACGCGCUCCCAGAGGCCACCGUGGCCGAGGUCAAGUUCGCCGUCUUCGAGGUCAAUCGCGUCCCCGUGCACAAAAUGCGGCUCGUGCAUGCGGGCAGGCAGCUUCAGGACCACAGACUGCUAUCUGACUACGCUGCGCGUGUGGGACAACUGCACGCAUAACCGACUCUCGUCUGUCUGUCUGUCUG